Messenger RNA from Brenthis ino (lesser marbled fritillary), 1431 nucleotides. Lineage: Eukaryota; Metazoa; Arthropoda; Insecta; Lepidoptera; Nymphalidae. The record is from the annotation of a GenBank genome assembly.
AUGUCUUUAUUCACGACCAACACUCUUUACCCGAAGACUAGCUCUAUACCUAAUGGAUUUGCAACGCAAAUGGCGGAUAAAUCGAAAAACAAGAUAAUUUACCUGGAUGUCGCGCCGGCUCGCACACCAUAUAUGAAGCCUCCGUCCAGCAUUGCUAUAGUGCCUUUACAUGAUAAUCUCAUUGCUCCUCAAAUAAAUAGAGAUAUUGUUUAUGAGAAUAUUAAACCAGUUUUCACAUUAUUACGAGUUAUGGGUGUUUUGCCUUUAACGCGACCUUCGCCAGGACUGAAUCAGUUCCAAAUCGCAUCUCCUUCUAUGCUAUACUCUAUUAUUUGCUACGUUUGCCUUAUUGGUUACAUACUAUACCUGUCUUUGAAUAAAGUUCAGAUAUUACGCACUGCUGAGGGUAAAUUCGAAGAGGCAGUCAUUGAAUAUCUUUUUACGGUUUACCUAUUUCCCAUGAUGGUGGUUCCAAUAUUAUGGUACGAAACGCCUAAAAUUGCUGGUAUUCUAAACGGAUGGGUCGACUUUGAAAUAUGCUAUAAAAAAUUAUCUGGGAGAAUUUUACCCAUUAAAUUGUACAAGAAAGCUCUAGCAAUUGCUGUUAUUAUUCCAAUACUCUCCACGAGUUCGGUAGUCAUCACACAUGUGACUAUGGUCCAUUUUAAGUUAAUGCAGAUUUUACCUUACAUUUUCUUAGAAAUCCUCACGUACAUCUUAGGUGGAUAUUGGUAUCUUCUAUGUGAAACUUUAAGCGUAUGUGCAAGUGUUCUUGCUGAAGAUUUUCAACAGGCUCUCCGACAUGUGGGACCAGCAGGAAAAGUAGCUGAAUAUCGUGCUCUGUGGCUCCGAUUAAGCAAACUGGCUCGAAACACUGGCGUCGCGAAUUGUUAUACCUUUACUUUCGUUAAUUUAUAUCUAUUUCUUAUAAUAACUUUAUCUAUAUACGGUCUCCUUAGUCAAAUCUCUGAAGGUUUUGGUAUCAAGGAUAUUGGACUUGCGGUAACGGCUUGUUGCAGCAUUUUCCUAUUGUUUUUUAUUUGCGACGAAGCACAUUAUGCAUCUCAUAAUGUGAGAACGAAUUUCCAAAAGAAGUUACUUAUGGUGGAACUAUCGUGGAUGAACACAGAUGCUCAAACUGAAGUCAAUAUGUUUUUACGUGCUACUGAAAUGAACCCAUCUCAAAUAAGCUUAGGGGGUUUCUUUGACGUGAACCGAAAUCUAUUUAAAUCACUCCUCGCUACUAUGGUCACGUACCUUGUCGUGUUGUUGCAAUUCCAAAUCAGCAUUCCUGAUGAUAAUCAAAGAAAUGAAAUGGACACUGAAGAAAAUCAAGUGUUCAUCAAUGAAACAGUAGCUGAAACUACCAAAAUGGCCACCACUAUAGCGACUACAAUCUUGACAACUCUAGCUAAAAGAAAAAAGAAAAAU